UGACAUUUUGAUACGAUAUUUUCAAUUCAGCUUGAAAGGUGUUAUUUGUUAUAUUCCUUCAAUUCCUUGAUAUUUUAAUAUAAUAAUUGAGAUAAUAAAUAUUAUAAUGAACUUUAUUAUUGUCAAUAAUCAACAUAAAUUGAAUUUACACAUACAUAAAUAUUUAUGAGUCGGUUCCUUAUGAAACAAAUAGUGUACAAGACAAACAUGCCUUUAAAAACUCUAGGUGGAAUAUUUGAUGAACCCAAGAAAGCCCCAAAAAAGAAUUUUAUAAGGGAAAAUAUUAAAGCCCUGAAACACUUGGAAAGUAUAGUACAAGAAGCUCAAAAAGUGGAACAAACCAAGUCAUUAAGUAGAGGAAGCAGCCCUAAACGUUUCCCUAGGGAUAAAACGAAAUCACUUUCUUUGGGGGAUUUGAGAGUUCCAAAAGAAAAUACCAUUCCUAAUAACAAGGACCAAAGUGUUAAUGCUAAAUCAAUACAUAAAACUUUAUCAGCAAUUGACAGGAUUAAAAAUUUAUCAAAAUCAAAAGGUUUUAAACCAAAGAAAACUGUUUCCGAGAAAAAGUGUAAACCUCAAUUGUCUGAUAGAUCAGUCCAAACUGACUUUGAUGAUACCUUUUUGAUAGAAAUCAAUAGUCCAACGAUUAUACCUGAUGUGCUACCUAAUACAAAAGAAGGCCAUAGUCAAACAAUUACUCCGGAAGUUCCACUUAUUGUAAAAGGAGUUGUAACGUUAGAACCUCAGUACCCUCCUGGACAUACAGUAUUACCUGAAAGUGAACGAAUUGAAACUUUAGCUACAUAUAAAAAGAACUAUGAUAAAUUAAUUAAUGAAUUAAAUAGUUUACCUCUAACUUGUGAUACUUUACGAAUUAGGAAAAAGCGGAUAAAAAUUGAGGAUGAAUUGCUGAAAAUAGAAGAGGCUAUUAAGAUGUUUGAGAGACCCAGAGUAUUUAUUAAGAAGUAAUUGGGCUUAUAAAUAAAGUUGAAUAAACAAAUUGUUAUAAUUAUAAAUAUAUUAUUUUAAAUACUAAA
Diabrotica virgifera virgifera (western corn rootworm) is the source of this 1037-nucleotide messenger RNA. RefSeq lists its product as uncharacterized. The transcript has a single exon. NCBI's taxonomy places the organism in Eukaryota, Metazoa, Arthropoda, Insecta, Coleoptera, Chrysomelidae. Gene Ontology annotation, cellular component: cytoplasmic microtubule. Bases 166 to 969 code for a protein of 267 amino acids. The record is from RefSeq and is a predicted model, not a curated record.